AUGGCUAAAGAAGCCUUCAAAUUGGCUAAAGCUGAAAAGAAGAAUGAAUACGUUGCCAAUAAAGCAGUACUUCAAAAAGAAGGUCUCAUUAGAGCUGUUGAAAGAAAUGAUAAACUUAAUAAAACUCAAAUUGCACCUGAAAGACCAAUUUUCAAGAAUGAUACUAUGGUUAUUGAAGAACCAGUGCUUACAAAUACAAUUGUUUACGAAACAGUUCCAACUACUUCAACUUCACAAAUUUUAAUUCCACAAGAAACAAUCAUUACUGAAAAUAAAACAUUUGAACAACCAACUUUAGAGAAACAAACAACUACAACAACCACCACUACUACAACAUCAUCAUCAUCUGAAGGUAGCUCAAAUGUUGCCCCUCCACAAGAAACUUUUGUUCCACAAUUAGAAAAGGAUGAAGCUCCAAUUUAUAGAGAAGAAGUUGUUUUGGUUCCACACAUUGAAGAGGAUACUUUUGAUUCUGGUAAUCAACAAUUAAGUUAUUCUGAAAUUACUCAAGUUCCAGUUCAAAUGACAAGUAGUGAAUUUGGUGGUGGUGGUGGCAACAAUAGUGGUUCUUCAGGUAGAAAAGGUAAAAAAGGUAAAAAACAACAAUAUCGUAAAGAAAUCAUUACAAAACAAUCAACUGAUGGUGGUAAAUCUUGGACAAAUGAUUCAAACUUGGCUGGUGAUAAUGUUGAAUUUAUUCAAGAACAAACAACAAUUAGAAAUCAAUAA
Molecule: messenger RNA, 729 nt
Organism: Dictyostelium discoideum AX4
Lineage: Eukaryota; Evosea; Eumycetozoa; Dictyosteliales; Dictyosteliaceae
Exons: 1
Coding region: 1-729 (242 amino acids)
Source: RefSeq, a predicted model, not a curated record